UUUAGCUUGCGCGUGAUUUAUAAUACAAUUAUCGCGAGAUUCGAUGCGAGAGCUUCAGUUUUCAUGAAAAGUGACAGGAAACACUGCCGAAAAUUGAUAAAACGACCUGAUAUAAAAGGUCAGAUAUGUCAGAGCUAGAGCAGGAUGGUAGUAAAGGAGGCGAAGAUGUAGUGAAUGUUCUGACAGAUAUUAUGGCACCGGUGGAUGAUGACUUUGAUGAAGAAGUAAAGACCACUACACCUGCCAAGAAAGUUGCAGUAAAGAAAGUCACCAAAACCACAAAAUCCACAGCACAGACAAAGACUGUUAAAAAACCAGCAAGUCCAGCUACGGCCAAAGCCACAAAGCAGACCACCUCAACUCCUGCUGCCAGUGAGGAAUCAACCCCAAAGACUGAAACCAUAAGUGAACAACCUCCUAAAACCAAGCAACCCACCACAGCCUCCUCAACAGCUGCUUCUACAACUCCUGCAAAGGCAACAUCAACUGGCACAACACCGGCCAACAAGACCAAGAAGGUUGUGAAGAAGACCCCCGUAGCUGCCAAGUCAGGAGCAGCAACAAAACAAACUACCGCCAAGCCUACGGCAGGAAAGACUCCUGCAUCAGCGGCUAAAAAGAAGCCAGUGAAGGUGGUGAAGAAGACGACACCAGCCUCUGUGAAAGCCAAAACCGCUGCAUCCGCCAAGGAGAGUGCUGGGGAUUCGGGGGCUAAAGCUAAAGCAGAUCCUGUUGAAAGUGCUAAAGUAGAGACAGAGACUGUUCUUGCAGAGACAGAAGAGACAAAGGCCCCAGAAGAUUCUGAGACUCCUAUGGAAGUAACUGAAGACGACCCAAUAAAAGACGUUGACAAUUCUGCAGAGAUAUCCACUGAAGCUAUACCAGACGUCGAGAUCAGCAAGGAAGGUGUUGACGGGCAGGACGAAGAACAAGAGGAAGAAGAGGAGAACGAAGAGGAAGCUAUCGAAGAAGAGGACGAGAGCAACAUUGUUGAAGGAGAGGCUAACGGAGACGGAGAAAUGGAGCCACCCGAUUUCAGCGACACCUUUGAUGUCAGGAGCGAAGCAAGCUCUACUUCUUCAGGCAGUCAGAUUGAUGACGUAGACAGUGACCAUGACAACAGACAACAGUCUAGAAGGGACAGAAAACGACAGUUCUCUCCAAUUGUGUAUGAAGGACAGGAGGUUUCAGAUUCUGAUGACGAGAACAGCAAGAAAGCCAAGCUGUCCUCAUCCGUUAACGAAGUGAAACCAGGAGAUCAGACAGCUAAGAUGAAGUACCUGUUCCGGGAUGCUCGAUACUUCCUCAUCAAGAGCAACAACCACGAGAACAUUUCCCUUGCCAAAGCUAAGGGUUCUGGAAAGGCCCAGAAUGGACACCCGGCAUGCCUCCACAAACCCCAGGGGUUGGGAUCAUCUUCCAAGUGGGAAGGCCGCGUUUGUGUUUCUCAAGGUGCCCCGUUCCAGAGACCUUCCAAAAAGAAACGUAGUAACUCUUACUCUGCUGCUAUUAUGCAUCCAUCUAAAAGAAAACAUUUUGUUGUAUCAGCCACAGCAACCUCAGAAAUGUCACCGGAUUGUAGGACCACAUUUUCUCUUGGUCGGGAGAGUGACCAUACAGCCGAUGAAGAAGUGCCUGUGCAGAAUCACCUGCAGAGGAACAGUUCAUCCAAUGAAGGUGGUCCAAGUGUUCACCUUCAAGCUAAAAAGGCUGUUUGGGCACCUAGAAGUUGCGAGACUGUGCAGGGGAACUUACGUGAUAAACAUGAAAGAAUACCACAUAGAUACAUUUAUCGGAGACAGAAAGCACGUUUUCAUGAUGGUAAUAGGGAUCCGUGUUUCUCUGACAAGGGGCAUCCUGACAUUUUUAACAAUUCUAUUGACUUGAAUGGGCAUGACUUUGAUGAUUUGAGUUUUGAAUAUGAUGAUGAGGAGGAAGAAGAGGAAGAGGAGGAUGAUACAUUUUACCCAUCUCAAAAUCAAAACCAAAGAUGGAGGAAGAGAGAAAGAUUUUCCGAUAAUCGCUCAAACUUUGGAUCCUUUGGUGGACAUGACAUUCCAACUUCCUUUGAACACCCAACAGAGAACACAAUGAGAAGUGAUACUGCUGAUCUGGAAAGGUUGCUUCAGGAUGCAUCAGCUAAAUUGCAUGAUCAGAGUUCUUUGCACCUCCGCAUUCAGCAACUAGAAGGUUGUUUGGGAAAUGUGAUCACAGUUUUGCACAAAGUGGUCAAGAUGUCCAGCUCAUCCCUGCAAAAACCGACCCCUAGGCCCAGGAGGAAAAGAAUUCAACCAUUUGGAGGACCCUCUAGAAUGGACCGUGACAGCUUCAGAAGAUGGAAGAGCAACCAAGGAGACCCCAAUGAAAGAAGGAUUGAAGGAGAAAGUGAAUUGGAUGAAGGACUGAUGGAGCGUCAAGGUCAUCUGGAUGGAACAAGUGAUGGCCAACCGACACUUGAUAACUGUGACACCAGAAGUGACCGCUGUCAAAGUCCAGAACAACCUGAUAAUGGUGAAAAUCCAGAGGAGCGUCUUUCUGCUUCCGAUUUUCAGCCGGAUUCUAGGUGCCCAGACAGCGGUGCAGAUAACUGUGGUGAUCUCGGUGACCGUGAUGUAAUUUCCAGCCAUGGCCAUACUUCUGUGCAAAAUGACAGAGUUGAUAAUGAUGGUGAACAAAACAGUGAUACUGCUAGUCCACCAACCAAUUCAGAACAGGAACAAGAGUUAAAGCAUGAUGGGCAAGUUAGUUGUAAUGUUGCAAAUGGGGAAGAAGGUGAUCUGUCUCCGUUAAAGACAUCACCAGAUUCAUGUGAACUUGGGACAGCUGAGAAAGAGAAUUCUGAGAGUAUUGUGCAAGGAACAAGUAAGUUUGAUGGAUCUGAUGUCAUUCAAGAAGAGGCCAAUGAAUCUUCCGCUUUGGGUGAAAACUCUUCACCUGUAACCUUUCCUGGUGAGAAUGAGAGGGAUGGCCAGGUGGAUCUUGUUGGGCCUGUCAUCAUUCGGAUCAAAUCUGAGUUCAGUUGCGACGAUGGUAUAGACACCUGGCCGGAUAGUUCCCAACCCAUCACUUCAUACAAUCAUCCAGGAGUGGCUCCCCAUGACCCAAACCUUGUUGUGCUCUCUGAUGAUUCGUGUGUAAAUGAUAAUCCAGUUGCAGUGCAUUCAAGCAAGGUUAUGGACACUGCUCAAAGCUCGCUAAAUGAACAGGCAGGAAAUCAUUUAGGUUAUGAACAUGAUGCAGAUAUACAGUCUCUACAAGAAAUACUCGCUACAUCUGCUGGGUCUGAUGAUGAGGAUGUCAAGUUUCUUUAUGAAAAUGUCCCUUUGGGUGAUCAAAAGAGAGGGCUGAAAACAAAAAAUUCACAAGACUUAUUUCAUGUAGAUCAGAGUGAAAAUGAGAGAGGAAACACUGAGCUUAUCUGUGUAGAGGAUAGUGAUUCUAGGUGGCAUGCCCAAAACUCUGGUCGUAGAACAGGGGCACAAUCGGUCAGAUCGGUUCCAGUAAGGCUGAGGCUGAAUCGAACUGAUGCCAGUUCACGUAGAGUUCAGAACAACAUUCCUCAAGUUUUAAGCCAGAAUGGCAAUGCACAGUACAUGGGCAUACCCUGUCAGUCACAGCACUACAAUAUGAACCUUCCUGGACCUCACCAGGCUCAUGCCCAAAAGCUGCAACAGAGUGGUAGUUCUCCAAGAUUCCAUUCUCAAUCACAAACCAUUAAUUCUCAAAGUACUGUUGGAAGAAGAAAUGCUGCCAUGAGGAGCGCUUCAAGGAUACAUACAGCUUGUAGGCUGCCCGUAGCUCCCCCAAACCCUCGGAAUAACAGUGCCAUGAACUUUGGAAACGCAAAUCAAAGGAGAGAUAUCUACAUAGACAGAAACAACGUGCAAUCAGUUUCCCAGAAUAAUGGUUCAAACAUUGCUCAGUUUGGACACCAUUACCGUGGUAGCUCUCAGGAACGGUCUCAUUCCUUGAAUCACAGUCCGUACACACAACCGAACAUGGCACAUCCUUAUCAGGCUGGCAAUGAGUCAAGUUCCUAUGGUGGUAGAGAGGAAAGAGUAGGAUCUGCACAAGCUGACGGUAUUAUUGCGGAUGUACUUGGCGAACGAGAUUGGAUUAAUGCCUGCUCUGAGGUGGAUGGUGCUACGUCCCUCACUAGGGCAUUGGCCCAGGCCCUCUUUGGCGACAGUAUCCUGAUCAAAAGCACUCUUCGGACUUCGGGCAAAUACAAAGACUAUGAACUACUGGAUCCAAACUUAGUCAAGAAAAUUGAAGAUACGGUGAUGAAAAUAUUUUGCCAUGGGAAGAACGAGAAGUACCAGAAACAUGUCUGGUCCCUCUGCAAGCAGUCUAUGGGCCAGAGAAUGAAAUACUUGCGCAAUCGCUACAGUUUGUCCUGAUACUCCUUGGAUUGUAGACCAUCCGGGGAGCAUUUCAUGAAAGGACUUGUCUGACGUUUUAUCCGACAAGUC
Molecule: messenger RNA, 4472 nt
Organism: Lytechinus variegatus (green sea urchin)
Lineage: Eukaryota; Metazoa; Echinodermata; Echinoidea; Temnopleuroida; Toxopneustidae
Gene: ythdc1
Exons: 12
Coding region: 126-4400 (1424 amino acids)
Source: RefSeq, a predicted model, not a curated record